This is a messenger RNA of Babesia ovata, 765 nucleotides long. Its product is annotated as WW domain binding 11. The coding region runs from base 1 to 765 and encodes 254 amino acids. Lineage: Eukaryota; Apicomplexa; Aconoidasida; Piroplasmida; Babesiidae. The transcript has 5 exons. The record is from RefSeq and is a predicted model, not a curated record. Gene Ontology annotation, biological process: RNA processing.
AUGCCUAAUCCCGUCGAAGCUUAUAGGAAGCUUCAAAAGAAGCGCGAGAAGGAAAAGCAUAGGAAAGAUAGACAGGAGGCGAGGGAGGCAGCGAAGUUAGUCCAGGACCCAGACAGGCUUAAGAAGGAACUCGAUGAACUCUCGCAUAAGAGUAUAAUCGGGAGAAUCGAUGAUACUGCAUCUGAGCGUAAGGCUAAACUAGAGAAACUAUGGGCAAAACAUGAGACCACAAUCGCCGCAUCAGCACAAAACAUUAGUCCACCCAGCGAAUCUAGCGACAAGUCGAGCUCAGACGCAAGCUCAUCGGAAGAUGAUAGCGACUCCGACGAGGACAAGCCCAAAUGCGUCAUUGAAAUCGCAGGAGGCGCUGUAAUUAGCCCCAACCCGAAACGCAAGGUGAAGAAGGAAAAACUACCGGAUGACUUUGCACUGGAGCUGCUACAAAACGCGCCACCACUCCCACCCAAGGAAGACUCUACGAGUCAGGCAGCUGCACAAAAUAAGCGUGGAGCCACGUUUGCACAACGAGAUAUGCACGUGAAUCAUGCGAAGAGGAGGCUUGAAGUAAACCCACCAAAGUAUAUCGAUGUCAACCGAGGCAUGAAUCAUGCAGCAGCGCCUCCACCGCCACCCCCGCCGCCUCCAAGUGCUCCACCGAAAAAACCUAUCGCAAUACAAAUCCCCCCAAAGGUAGAAACCCCAAAGGCAGCGCCGCCUCUAAGCUCAUACUUCGUUCCGAACCAACUUAGAGUUAAGAGGAAUUGA